Messenger RNA from Periophthalmus magnuspinnatus, 5345 nucleotides. RefSeq names its product FCH and mu domain containing endocytic adaptor 1 (gene fcho1). Bases 184 to 3801 code for a protein of 1205 amino acids. The transcript has 28 exons. The record is from RefSeq and is a predicted model, not a curated record. Gene Ontology annotation, cellular component: cytoplasm; clathrin-coated pit; plasma membrane. Lineage: Eukaryota; Metazoa; Chordata; Actinopteri; Gobiiformes; Gobiidae. Gene Ontology annotation, biological process: clathrin coat assembly; clathrin-dependent endocytosis.
CUACUACGACCACACCGCUCAGUGAUCCAAGUCUUAACCAUGGCUCUGGAGAGUCUGAAGCAGCGAAACAAGAUAUAAAUGACCCCACCGAAGUAUGCUAAGGUCCCAAUAUUUCAUCUGCACCAUCUGUGAGUUGUCAGGCAGAAGAGAGACACAGAGGGAGCAGUGAGUCCGGGAGAAAACAUGGCCGUCUUUCAAAACAACUUUUGGGGGGAGAAAAAUGCCGGUUUCGACGUGCUCUACCACAACAUGAAGCACGGCCAGCUGGCAGCCAAGGAGCUCGCUGAGUACGUCCGUGAGAGGGCAGCUAUUGAAGAGAGCUACUCGAAGUCCAUGAGCAAACUAGCUAAGACUGCGAGUAACAGCAGUGCACUGGGGACGUUUGCUCCGAUGUGGGACGUGUUCCGGGUGUCUGCAGACAAACUGGCCCUGUGUCACCUGGAGCUCAUGAGGAAAAUGAACGACCUGAUCCGAGACAUCAACAAGUACGCAGAGGAGCAGGUCAAAGUUCACCGCAAGACUAAAGAGGAGAUGGUGGGGACAGUGGAGGCAGUUCAGGCCCUGCAGGUUCAGAGUGGACACCUGCAGAAGUCCAAAGAGGGGUAUCACGCCAAGUGUGUGGAGCUGGACCGACUCAAGAAGGAGGGAGCGCCACAGAAAGAAGUGGAGAAGGCGGAGCUGAAGUCUAAGAAAGCGGCAGAGUCGUUUGCCCUGUGCAUCGAGAAGUACAACCGUGUGGGAGGAGAGUUUGAGCAGAAGAUGAGCGAGUCUGCGCAGAAAUUUCAGGAAAUUGAGGAGGCUCAUUUACGUCAAAUGAAACAGCUCAUUAAAGGUUAUUCUCACUCCAUAGAAGACACCCAUGUUCAGGUGGGACAGGUUCACGAGGAAUUCAAGCAAAAUGUGGAAAAUAUUGGGACUGACAACCUCAUCCAGAAGUUUGCAGAGCAGAAGGGAACAGGCAAAGACCGACCAGCUCUGGUUGGUUUUGAGGAGUACAUGACGGCUCUAGCUCCUGAAGGAGUGAAGAAGACUCGUGGUAAAGCGUUCAGGCUCCCAGGGCUCGGGAGGAGAGACAAAGAACCAGACUCUACGGAUUCGGCCAUGACAGAAACACCUAACUCUCCUCUGGAAGUGGACGACGAGGGCUUUGUAAUACGAGCCGACAACGCACAAAACGGCUGUGCUGAGGAGAAAGAGCACAACUUUUACUCUAGUGACUCGGACUUUGACGACGAGGAGCCCAAAAAGUUCCACAUCCAAAUCCGCCCCGUAACCAGCGGCAACCGGAGCAGCGCAGCCGCUCAGGACCGAGAGCUGAAGGCCACAGUGGGGGCUCUGACUCUGCCACCAAACAGAGGGGGGCGCCAGCAGCCACCAGUCAAAAAGCAUCUUUCCAGAAACUCGAGUACCGCCGGAGGUCGAUCAGAGGAUGAGGGUGCGACACACAGAGAAGGAGAUCAGGAUGGACUCAGGAGAUCCACGUCCAGCCCUGACCACACCAGGUUGAGUUCUUCGGCGUCUGUGUCUGACAGUUUGUUUGGGCCUCCUCUGGACACGGCCCUUAAGUCCAAGAGCUGCGAGGGGAGGGAGCAGCUCAGAGGACACAAUGCGUUUGGGGACCCUGAAUAUGCUGCCUUCUCCUCCGACUCCUCGUCUCCUGAAAACGUUGAAGACUCCGGUUUGGACUCUCCUUCCCAUCAGGCACUGGGGCCGUCUCCCGAACCAGGGCAGGGCUGGGCAGCGUGGCCUCCUGCCCCCCAGAGCGUGGACCAAACUCGGGGUCGCUCCUCUGACCCUUUCCUGUCCGCGUUCCGGGACCCCUCUCCCGGACCCCACCGCCCCCGUUUCCACGACGACGGGGUGUGGUCAGCGCCCUCCUCUCGUCCCACCCGAGUCCCACCGGAAAACAACCAAACUUCGAUGCAUUUUCCCAACCUUCCCACCCCGGAAAUGGAGAGCUCCGUGUGGAACUGCAAACACAUCCCGCAAGAGGACCCCUUUCUCGCAUUCGAACGAACUGUCAAUCAAGAGACUUUUUCGGACUCUUGGACCCGCCCCCCUCCUCGCUCAACCAAUCAGGAGAUACGAGGAGAUCCGUUCGCCGCUAUAGACAGUAAAAUGCAAUCAAAUAAAACUCCUUCCUCCUCUUCUUCAGCAGCUCAUCGCAAAAAGCAAGACCGAAAACGAGAUAGAAGUUUACCGCCUCCUGUUUCUUCGGAAGACCCGUUUGCGAUCACAAUGAUUGGCAGCCCGACGCACCAAUCAGGACUAGCCAUGGGAGCUGGGCUUAUCCCGCCUCCUAGUAGCAUAGCAACCAACAACAAUAGAUUAGGAGCCGACGCUUCGCAAGCUAAAAAAGAAACUGCGCAUUGGAAUUCUGUGCAUAAUCCGUUUAGUGAUAGCGUUCCAGCUGCAGUGGUGUUAACGAAUCCCAAAGUGCACGAUAAAACAGGAAGUAGUGGGCAAAAGGAGGGAGGAGAGAGGAGGAAGCACAGAUCGUCAGAAAGUGAACCGCGUAGAAAUGGCCCUCCCCUCACCAGGCACUCCGGACCCCAGGAGGACCUCUGCUUCUCCACGGACAAAGACCAGGACUGUCUCGAUAUCGCUCAGCCCUGCAGCCUCGGCUCACAUAAAGGCUCAAAGCACAAAUACAGACAGGAGCCAGUAGAGGGCAUCACUGCUCCUUCAGCCCGAGUAACUCGAGCCAAAAGGACAUCAGGGCGACUCAGCGGCUCGGAGAGAUCUCGUUCUUUGUGCUCCUCACCCCUCCCUGACCCCAGCCCCUCCCUCACCUCCUCCUCCUCCUCCAGUCCCAGUGAGUGGGGUCCCCAAACUAGAGAGGGGGAGUGGGUGGAGCCCACCCGAGCCCCCAGCCCAGGCAGAGCGGGACAGGUGUCGCCCCUGCCCUGUCCGCACCCGGACCAUCCUCCAAGACAAUUGCAUCUGUCUCGGGGUCCCAGUCCGAUCUCCCUCAGCACACAGGAGGCGUGGCCUGUAGCAGCCGCCAUCACUGAAUACAUCAACGCCUACUUUAAAGGAGGACAGAGCAACCGUUGUCUGGUGAAGAUCACGGGGGACCUGACCAUGUCGUUUCCAGCUGGAAUCACUCGUAUCUUCGGCGCUCACCCAAACGUCCCUGUGCUCAGCUUCAGGCUCCUCAACAUCUCUCGCAUCGACCACUUCUUACCCAAUCAAAAACUGCUCUUCAGUGAUCCAUCUCAAAGUGACCCAGAGACCCGGGACUUCUGGUUCAACAUGCAGGCUCUACAGGUGCAUCUGCAGAGGGAGGCGGAGCUCAACCCCCAGGCCUCAUAUUACAAUGUGGCUCUUAUUAAAUAUCAGGUCUCGUCCCAGGACCCUGGCCGUGCCCCCCUCCUCCUCUCCGCAGAGUGUCAGCGCAGCGGGACAGUGACUCGGGUGUCUCUGGAUUACCACUGCUGCCCCGCCACUGCCCCCUCCACCCAGCUCACCGCAGUCCAGGUCCUCCUCCCUCUGGACCACACCGCCACAGACCUGCAGUGCCAGCCCCCCGCCUCAUGGAACUCAGAGGAGAGGCGACUUCUGUGGAAACUGCCAAAUCUGUCCCCCACCAACCACAGCAAAGGCUCUGGUACUCUGUGUGCGAGCUGGCAGUGUCUGGAGGCUCCCCGGGGCCCCGCUCCCAGCCUGGCCGUGCAGUUUGUGGGAUCUGGGGCCUCUCUGUCGGGGAUGGACCUGGAGCUCGUGGGAAGCAGGUACCGGAUGUCACUCGUCAAGAAGAGAUUCGCAACAGGGAAGUACAUGGCUGGAUGUUCCCUCUGAAUAUUCACUGGGCCCCCUGCUGGACGGUCAGAGCGCUGCAUAAACUUUACACUGAAGACGCUGUGCACUUCUGACUAAUAUCACUACUCUUAUUUAAAAUCUGUGUCGUACCUGUCGGUCCUUCUGCCUUUCCUCAAAUCUGUUCUGUAAAAUUCAUACGUAGAAGUUAUUUAUUGUUUUGUAUUAAAUCAGAUAUCUGUGCCUUUGUAUUAAGGUUAUGUUCUCAUUACUGCAUUUUCAUUUUAAACUUUGGAGGUUGUGUCCUUCUAGGGUCGCAAAUGAUGAAUCAGAAUAGUGAGUCGACUGUUCAAAUGAUCUUAAUCGUGUUUUGAUAAUCAUUAAAUAUACCAAAUGAGCUUUUAUAACAAAAACUCCAACAUUGUUCAAGUAAAAUGGCAAAUGAUACACUCUAUUCAUAAAUAUUCUCUAUUUGAAGGCUUAAGACGCCAUUAUUUAGUUAAAAGUUCAGUUCAGAGUGAGUCGUUUUAGGUUUAAAACAACUGGAUUUUAGCGUUUGAAACUGGCAACUUAAAUGUGAGACUCGUGUGAGGUUCAUUCUGCUUUUGGAUUGGAUAAUUGAGUUGAGAAGCAAAACACCAAAUUAUAACAUAAACAACUUAGCCAUCAUGUCCAAAGUUUUUGUAAUUAAGAAUAAAUCAGCAUUACAGUUGUUAUUACUCAAAGCUAUAUUGGAAAGUUUGAUUUGAUUUGGACACAUUUACCUCUUGAGACAAUGUUUAUGGAAUUUUAAAUCAAAAUCUCACAAACAGAUCCUUAAAGUAGCGGGACAUGCUUAAGUUUCAGACCUUUAUUGACGAUUAACAAAUACAAUGCUAUUGAUAUUUUGCAGCUGAUGUCCUCAACAUUCUCUGGGGGUGUGAUGCUAACUGUAGGCUCUGCUCUGUCUGAAGAUCUGUUACUUUAAUCUAAAGAGUUUGUUUUAACACAAUUUAACCUUAAAGAACAGCAGACUUGGCUAGAAAGAAACAGGUGAGCUGAUUUGUGCUCAUAAACACGUCUCUCACACAUAAAAUCAGUCACACGUUCGCUAUCUUUAUCUUUAACCGACAGUUUUUCCAUUUAGUCUGAAACACCUGAGCAAGACCGUUAACCCUGUAUUCAUCACAGACGCUUGUUGUUUAAAUCUAUUUUUUCUUGCGCUUUCAGACUCUCGAAACCUUUUUGGUGGCGUUUGCUGAAUGUGUGCAUCGUGUAACCAUGGAAACUGAUGAACAUUCCGCCAUAUAGACACAUGUAGAGCCCCCCCAGCAUCGUGUCACUGCAAAAUAUCAAUAAAAUAGGAAAAGCGUCUUGAUUUGAAAAUGCAUCAGUGUGAACAUAGCCUGGAGAAUAGGGUCUGUAACGUCAAAAAACACUGGAUAAUUUAACCUGAACUCUAUAAAAAUAAGUUGCCAUUGUAAGUAGCAUUUUUAAAUUAUGUAAAUACCAUUAAAAGAUGUGAGUAGAUUUGACCUGUUUGUACGAUUGUUAGUGAAGUUCUUGUUUCAUAAAUAAAAAAACUCACACUUUUUGGUUUGCACAAU